GGCCUCUCCCUCUCUCACUAACCCAUUUUGCUUCUCUCUCUCUCUCUCUCUCUCUCUCUCUCUUACAGACACAGGCAGAGUUAAGUUGUGAUCUAUGGCUAAGGAGACGAAGCUGGCUGAGCAUGGGUCUUUUCCCGGCAAGGACUACCAAGACCCACCACCAGCACCACUCAUAGGCGCGGACGAGCUGACCAAAUGGUCAUUUUACAGAGCUCUGAUUGCUGAGUUUAUUGCCACUCUCCUCUUCCUUUAUAUAGGGGUCUUGACCGUGAUAGGGUACAAGAGUCAGAUUGAUCCGGACAAAAACAAUAAUAACCCAUGUGGUGGUGUUGGCAUUCUUGGGAUUGCUUGGGCCUUUGGUGGCAUGAUCUUUGUUCUUGUCUACUGUACUGCUGGUAUUUCUGGGGGUCACAUAAACCCAGCAGUGACCUUCGGGAUGUUCUUGGCUCGAAAGGUGUCACUGAUCCGAGCUCUGAUGUACAUGGUGGUUCAGUGUUCAGGAGCCAUAUGUGGUGCUGGGCUCGUGAAGGCCUUCCAGAAGUCUGACUACAAGAAGUACGGUGGUGGGGCCAACGAGCUCGCCCUCGGCUACAGCACCGGCGUUGGAUUGGCUGCUGAGAUCAUAGGAACGUUCGUUCUUGUGUACACCGUCUUCUCAGCCACUGAUCCCAAGAGAAGCGCCAGAGAUUCCCAUGUGCCUGUGUUGGCACCUCUUCCAAUUGGAUUUGCUGUGUUCAUGGUUCACCUGUCCACCAUCCAUAUCUCCGGUUCCGGCAUCAAUCCGGCUAGGAGUCUUGGGGCUGCCGUGAUCUACAACCAGAGCAAGGCUUGGGAUCACCAUUGGAUCUAUUGGGCUGGACCCUUCAUUGGUGCUGCCAUUGCUGCCUUCUACCACCAGUUUAUCUUGAGAGCUGGUGCCGUUAAAGCUCUUGGUUCAAUCAGGAGCAGUUCCCUUGUUUGAUAUCGAAAAUCCCGAGUUGUCGAAGUUAUCGUGGGUUCUAUUCCUUCUCCAUGGUUUUUGCUAGAAGUUAUUGAAAGGAGGAAAAAUGAUAUUACUAGAAAAAGAAUAAUGGAGGAAAGCUUUUGCUUGUAUGGUGGUCUGCUGCUAUGGGAGGGAUAUGAGAAUGUUUGAGAUAUGGCAAUGUAGAUGAAGUAGUCUAUGUGGGAAGGGAAAGCUUUUUGUAUCACUUUUGUUCUUAGCACUUUAACUUUGAAUGUUAUUAUUGCUCUUCAAUUUCUAAUUUUCUCCA
This is a messenger RNA of Ilex paraguariensis (yerba mate), 1250 nucleotides long. NCBI's taxonomy places the organism in Eukaryota, Viridiplantae, Streptophyta, Magnoliopsida, Aquifoliales, Aquifoliaceae. The record is from the annotation of a GenBank genome assembly.